Colletes gigas is the source of this 2832-nucleotide messenger RNA. RefSeq names its product dymeclin. The transcript is spliced from 12 exons. The record is from RefSeq and is a predicted model, not a curated record. Lineage: Eukaryota; Metazoa; Arthropoda; Insecta; Hymenoptera; Colletidae. Gene Ontology annotation, cellular component: Golgi apparatus. Gene Ontology annotation, biological process: Golgi organization. Bases 347 to 2401 code for a protein of 684 amino acids.
AACCGAAUGUAGUUAGAAAUUAGUAUUAGUGUAAAUAAUUAAACAUGUAGGUUUAAUGAACUAUGAAGGUGGCGCUCUUUUUGAGUUAUCUAUAUUCUAUAUGCCAUAAAGUACUUGGCUGACAUGUAAAGAGGUUAUAUUUCUUCGUGUCUAUUGUAUAGUAUAGAAUCUAUACUAUUUAUAUUGUUUGUGAAGUUGUAAACAAGUUUUAAAGAUAGUUUCACCGCCAAAAACACGUAAAAGUGUAGAAGAAAUAGUACACAAGGCUAAAUUCCAUUGUUGGUGAAUGUUAUCGAAUUAAUAAGCUUCUAUGACAGUAGAUUGUCAAAAAAUUUAAGGGAAGGCAAUGGGUGCAACGUCAAGUCGGUACGACGAUCUGUCUAAAAAUGUUUAUUUGGAAAGGUUUUGUGGGAAAAAGAGUAUUCUUCCAAACGAUUCAUUCUGGGAUACCUUUUUAUCCUACAAUGUGCGCCCGCCUAUUACGAGAAACGAUCAAAUAGAGUUAGAUUCCCGGUUGGACUCGUUGUGCCAACAAUUGCUUGCUAACAAUUUAACCACUGGCAAUUUUGGCACUUUGAUACAAGUUGUUCUUACACGUGCCAGCAACUUGCUCGCAUCUGUGCAAAAUCAGAAAAUCAUAUCCGCAUGGCAAACAUAUAAUGCAUUGUUCGCUGUAAGAUGUAUAGUAAAGUAUUUGAUUGAAACGGUUGGCGAAGAAGAAAUGGUAAAACAUAUAGAAGCACCUGAAUUACCUGUGCUAACACAGUCGAAUUCGUCGUACAGAUUAGAAGAACUUUUCGAAGCAUUAAUCGACAUUGUAACAGAUGUACCAUUAUGUGAAUUCACGUAUGUUGUCCAUCUAGAAGCGAUAAAUUGCUUGCUAGUUCUACUUUCUGUACAACUGUUUUCACAAACUGCAGCUGAGUAUAGCAACAUUUACAAAAUAGCUAUGCAUUCGCAUUCUAGCGAACAUGCACCCGCGAUGGUGUGCACGUUAUUGCAUAAUUUUGUACAGCAAGAACAUGCUCCUCCAGGUUUACUCGCACAUCAGCCAGGAGGAAGUAUAGUUUUCAGUAUAGCUGCUGGAUUGUGGAAUGUAAUUACAAUGGGUAUGGGUAGUAGUUUAAAGAAUGUGCAAGUCACAAGUAAUGGUAUUUCUGAAGAGGAGGAAAGAAAACGUGAUACAGAAACGCCUCUUGCUAGUCAGUCUUUAUUAUUGCUAUUAGUUUUGACGAAUCAUUGCACCGCUAUGCAAAACCCAUACAGAAAUGCACUAUUCGCAUUUGUUGAUAUGGAAGAAGACUGUAUUUCUGCGACGAAAACGAAAGAUGCAUUUAGGUUUAAUUUGAAUAAAUUGUACAGUACUAUAUGUAAAAUACCAAACACGGAUGAAGUUACGUUAUUAUUAUAUAUGUUGCUACAUAGAAAUUCGAGCGUAAAACAAGACAUUAUGAGAAGACCAGAUAUACAACUAUUGGUAAUACCAAUAUUGCAAAUAUUAUAUUACGCUCCAAACAAUACGUCUCAUCAUAUUUAUAUGUCUCUCAUUAUUCUCCUAAUUUUAAGCGAAGAUGAAACGUUUAAUAAGAGAAUACAUGAAAUUAUGCUGAAAGGUGUAAGUUGGUACACGGAAAGAUCGAUAAGCGAAAUAUCGUUAGGCGGUUUACUAAUUCUCGUCGUUAUAAGGACAAUACAAUACAACAUGUUUAAAAUGAGGGAUAAAUAUUUGCACACAAAUUGUUUAGCGGCUUUGGCAAAUAUGUCAGCGCAAUUCACGUCGUUACAUCCUUACGUCAGUCAAAGAUUAUUAAGCUUGUUCGAAACUCUUGCAAAAAAACACGUUAGACUGGAAUCGAAAAUACACGCACAACCUUCCACUUCUUCUGAUACCAUUAUUACAGUAAAUGGAACUACCACAAAUACAGAUUUGAUUCAAGACUUAACGAUUCUCGAAGAAGUACUGCGAAUGGUAUUAGAAAUCAUAAAUAGUUGCUUAACUUAUAGACUCGCACACAAUCCAAAUUUAAUAUACACGCUUUUGUAUAAGAAAGAUAUUUUCCAACCAUUCAGAACACAUUCAGCGUUUCAAGAUAUUGUACAAAAUAUAGAUUCUGUCAUAAACUUCUUUUCUUACAAAUUGGAGCAAAAGGAUCAGUCGCAACUUGGAGUUAGUCAGGUAUUAACCACAAUACAACAAGGCACCAGCGAAUGGCCACGCGACCGGUUAAGGAAAUUUCCAGAGCUAAAGUUUAAGUACGUAGAGGAAGAACAGCCAGAAGAAUUCUUCAUUCCUUACGUAUGGAGCAUAGUUUGUCAAAGCGCACUAUUACAUUGGAGCGCAGAGAAUAUAAAAUUAUUUUCGUCUCACAGUGGCGAGCAAACAACGAUUAUAGUUUGCUGAUAUUGAGGAAAAAGCUGCUGCUCGCAGUAACUAUACGUAAUAGAAACCAAGUAAGAAAUAUGCGAGGCAAUAUUUCGCAACAGAACACUUAUUUGAUACAGAAAGGAAACACUAUUUUGAUUAUUUAUUGUAAAAGUAAACGAAAGAGGGUAAAAUAGAAGAAAAUUGUUUAAAAAUACAUAUUCAUUUUACGUUUGGAAUCUAUUUAACGGUAUUUGUCUUUCGCCUUUGUCGGUGCUUCCCUUGAUUAUAUUAUUUUAUUUUGAUAACAGUCUUUGAUCGAGUUUAAAAACAGUAAUACUACGAAAUAUUAUAGGGUGGUUUAAUGUUUAAUGCAUGAGCCUAAUUAUGGUAUUAUAAAGCGAUUGUGGUUCGUGAAUGCUAAUAUAAACGUAUUCGCUGUACAGUAACAAUUAAAUUCGAUAUCAUAA